Messenger RNA from Eimeria acervulina, 1356 nucleotides. RefSeq lists its product as hypothetical. The transcript is spliced from 6 exons. Bases 1 to 1356 code for a protein of 451 amino acids. NCBI's taxonomy places the organism in Eukaryota, Apicomplexa, Conoidasida, Eucoccidiorida, Eimeriidae. The record is from RefSeq and is a predicted model, not a curated record.
AUGGAGUCAGGUAAAGAGCCCACAGGACCUUCCGCUGCUGGGGCUCCAGCAGCAAAGCCGCCUUCCACUGCGCCUGCAGCAACAGCAGCAGCAGCAGGAGCAGCAGCAGCAGGAGAAAGACGACCGUCUUUAUCGGGAUCAGUUCCUGCUGGUACCUCUCUUGGCUCUGCUGCUGCUGCGCCUGCUGCUGCUCCUGCAGCAGCAGGUGGAGAGCAGGAAGCCCAGCGUUCUGCUGCCUCCGCGCCAGGCGCGGGGUGCAGGCGGCGGCUGCUGGAUAGUGACGAUGAGUCUCCGGUGCGACCCCGAGGGAAGAAAAACAAAUUGAUGGCAGACAGUUCAGAUGAAGAUGUCGUCUUAGACAAAAUGCGCAUUGCUCCUCCCCGCACGCAGUCUGAAACUGCCGCCCCCAAGGCAGCAGCAACAGCAACAACGCAGCAGAAGCAGCAGCAAAACGGCACCAACAAGGCUGCACCGCCAGCGAAACCGAAAGCUCCAGCGAAAAGCCGACGGCCUAGCGGUGACGACAGCAGCAGCGGCAGUGGCAGCAGCAGCGGCAGCAGCAGCGGGAGCGGCAGCAGCGGGAGCGACAGCAGCAGCGGGAGUGGCAGCAGCAGCAGCGAGAGCAGCAGCGAGAGCAGCAGCAGCGAGAGCAGCAGCGGAGAGGAGUCAGACGCUCGUUCAAGAAGCCGGGCCAAGUCAGGGAGGUCGCAGAACAAGAAAAAACAAAUGGCGAGGACGAAAGCAACGAGGCAGCGUCAAGCUAAGGCGGAAGGCGGUAAGCAACGGGGUGUACGUGCACCUCCUGCCAGCAGAAAAACAGGGGAAGGAGCAGACAGCGAUGAAGAAGGAGAAGAACAAGAAAUUAGCAUGGGUACAUUCGAUCCCAAGAAGAGGAGCCUGAAAGACCGACUCGUCGCGCAGUUCCUUAGACGGUGGUGGUACGCUUGGCCGCAGUGGCCGCCUGCGGACUUCGACUAUUCGAAGGAGUUAGAGAAGAGAAAGCUGAAAUGGGUUUCUUUAGAAGAGUAUGAAGACCUCGACGACGUGGACAAGAACGGAUAUACAAAAGUCUACCAAAUUUCAGCUUUCCCAGGGGUGUUCCGGGACCCCCACGGUAAUGCAAUAGACCUGCGUCCGGAGGAAGGCCGCCCCAGCUACAGAAAUGCACGGCAGCUGUCGGAGUUGGAGUUGCUGCAGUUAAUAGCAAAGGCAAUAAGGGGUCAAAUGACAGAUCUAAAGACCUCCCCAUUCGAUGAAACAGCCCUUCAACGCGCUCUUCAGCAAGAGUUGGAGGAGGUGGAAUCGGAGUACAAGCAAAUGCAGAGGCGGGCAGAGGCUGCUAAGGGGCGAGCCUGA